AUGUCUUCAUCUCACGGCACGCGAAAGCGCAAGAGACACAUGACCACUUUCUCUCUAUCCAGAGGAUCGCAAAUCCAACCGGUGACGUCUGGCACAAUCAACAUUACCCAGGAUGUAUUGAUCGCGGCACCCCAGGAGCACCAGGUUGCGGCACGUAUAUCACGGUCUGUCCAAAGAUCCGCUAAUGGGAGACUCAUGGCAUCUACGACUACGACUUACGGUGAACGAGCUCUUCCCAACAAGGAAGUAAGUUUGGCUAGUAGGCCAGAUACGCAGAUGAACUUAAGCGCUGGCGCUGAAUCAGCAAGCGCUAAUGCGGAAGCUGACGUGGGCAUCAACCUCCACCACCCCAACAGCAACUCCCACCACACCAACGAUGGCUCCCACCGCGCCGACGAUAAUGACCUCGAUACACAGAUCAAUACUGUCGACGAAGAGCUUCCCGCGCUCCAUCGACAGCAAUCAUGGGCAGCACAACAGCGCCAAACGUAUCUUGAAGAGUUUUACCGACUCGAGGGGCGAGGCUCUGCAAAUGGGGACAGCAACCUGAGCCAUGUCUGCCACAAUGAUGAGAACGAAGGGAAAUACCGUUGUAUCGACUGCCUUGACACGAAUCUAUACUGCCUGACAUGUAUCUUACACCAACAUUGCCGCUCUCCUCUCCAUCGCAUUGAGGUGUGGGAGAACAAACAUUUUGUCCGGACAUCGCUACGUGCUCUCGGCCUUGUAAUUCAGCUCGGACAUAGCCAUGAAGAAACGUGCGCUCUUCCUGGUAUCCUACGCAAGAGUCUAUAUAUCAUCGACACCUCGGGCAUUCACAUUGUGUCCGUUCGAUUCUGCCGCUGUCGUUUUCUUGGCGAGGAUAUUCAACUGCUACGGUACCGGUGGUACCCUGCCUCACCUACCGCACCACGCACAGCAUUCACCCUCAAUCUCCUCAAUACCUUCCAGCUGCUAACACUGCAAGGAAAGGUUUCGGCGUACGAUUUUUACCUAUCGAUUGAACGAAAGACAGAUAAUGCCGGUAUCAAGGGCCUACAGCUACGCUAUGACCAAUUCCUUAUCUGCGUGCGCCAAUUCCGUCACCUCCGAAUGUUAAAACGAGCCGGCCUUGGAAUGGACCCAGAGCCUGUGUCAUCUACAAAGGAUGGUGGAUACGCCGUCGAUUGCCCAGCAUGCCCACAUCCCGGGAUAAAUAUCCCUGCUAACUGGGAAACUGAGCCAGAAUCAACAAGAUGGCGCUAUGGCCUAAUCCUCACUAUCGACGCGAAUUUCCGCCUGAAAAAUAAGGAUAGGCACCUUGAGAACGAUAAGGCACUUGGCGAUGGGUGGGGUCACUGGGUACCCGAAGGUCCAUACAAGUCGCAUCUUAACAUGAACACAAAUGACCCUGAGCCAAACCUUUGUGAUUCAGAACUUCGCGCAGUGGACCAUGCGAACAAGCGACGCUCGAACGGCUACAUAUCAACGGGAGUUGCAGGCGUCGUAUGUGCAAGGCAUGGCCUUGUUCGCCGCAAUGGACUAGGCAAUUUGCAGAAGGGCAAGAGAUAUGCAAAUACCGACUUUAUCGUUCUAUCGACCCUCAAGAAUAACCCAUUCGUCAGACUAGUACUAUCCUACGAUAUUUGCUGCCAAUGGUCCAGAAACUUUCGUGAUCGCAUGGCGAAUAUCCCCGAAAGCAUGUGUCUCUCCGAUGAAGCCCUCGAUCGUGUCAGCUAUGUUAUCCCCAAGUUCCACCUUUAUGGCCAUGGGAGCAAAUGCCAGACAACCUACUCACUCAGCUACAUUCCGUGGUCCGCUGAAACAGACGGCGAAGAUCCUGAACGUUGGUGGGCACAUAUAAACCCCGUCAGUAUGAGUACCAAAAUCAUGGGCCCGGGUUCAAGGAUGGAUACCAUCGAUGAUCAUGCGGCUGCUUGGAACUGGCGGAAGAUUGUCGACCUUGGGAAUAGCUUACACGGUCGCUUUCAAAAGGCGAUUUCAAUGAGUGCUCGACACACCGCUCUGCAUGACGAGUACACCGCUGAGUUUAAUGAAGAGGAUAUCACCGCCUGGAAGCAGAUGAUCAUUGAUUGGGAGAGUGAUCGCACGAAGCCCAAUCCAUUUGAGGAGAUCGAUACCUACUCAUCAAUGGCGGCAGUCCGCCUUGAAUUAGCAAGGGAAGAAGUUACUGAGCUCACCCGUACUCAGUCUAAUAGCCCGAACGAGUUCCUUUAUAAGGGGUUGGAGAUUGAAGAACUCCAACGAGUUGUAUCUAUGUCCCAGAAGGAGAAGACAACCUUACAAGCUGCCGAACUCCAGGAGAGACGCAAUAACCUUGGUCGUCGCAUCGAACUCUGGCGGGUAGAGCAGGCACAACAUAUGCCUUCGAUUGCCUCGGACCUUGAGCCUCGAGCUGGCCUAACUCCUGAGACAGCCAAUCUGUUCCUUCCAUCUCAAUUGCCGCUAUCAGCGGUGCUCGCGCCUAUGCAAACCAGGGAAGCACACAUCCGUGUUGCGCAGGCCGACGAUAGCCUGCUUGAGCUUCGUCGCUUGUUGCGAAUCACGGCAGGCCUUGUCGACUACAAGUACACGCAAGUUGGAUUUGGUCAGGGUCCAAACACCCGCGCACGCUCACAGAUCACUCGCUUCAAGUCCAAGAUUACUCUCACUGCCGAGCGCUACCGUGCUGCGUAUCAGGCACUACUCUGCCUAGACCCACAGGGUAGUUGGAUCACCCGUCUUCGCAAACUGGAAGAUAACGAUAUUCGAUGGCCAACACACAAUCCGGAUGAAGCGGAAGGUACCCGUGAGAUCUCAUGGAUAUGGCGGGCGCGUACUGUACGCCCAAUGCCGCAACAUGACCCGCAUGCACCACCAAGCUCGUCGUCACCCUCGCAGACACCGCUGUCAACGCCUGAAGCCGUAGUCCCUAACUCUGCAUCCGACUCAGAGAUCGGCGAAGCUCUCCGGGUUGAAUGGGCAAAAUCCCAUGCACGCACCGCUCGUUGGGGCGAGGAGGUAUUACUCGUGAUUGAGGAGAUGAGAAGAGUGGCCGCAUACUUAUCAUGGAAAGCGGAAUGGUGGAAGACUCGCUGUGGACAGCGACCAGAUGCCAACGCCGAACUUCAAGAAGGGAUCGAAGCAUACGCCACUCGUCAAAAUGCUACUUUGUCCGUUAUGAGAAGUCAAUUUGCUGCGUUGUGGUUGCCAGAUUUACACGGGCAUAAUAUGGUACUACGAGAUACUUAG
Molecule: messenger RNA, 3231 nt
Organism: Pleurotus ostreatus (oyster mushroom)
Lineage: Eukaryota; Fungi; Basidiomycota; Agaricomycetes; Agaricales; Pleurotaceae
Exons: 11
Coding region: 1-3231 (1076 amino acids)
Source: RefSeq, a predicted model, not a curated record